Raphanus sativus (radish) is the source of this 1554-nucleotide messenger RNA. Its product is annotated as probable E3 ubiquitin-protein ligase ARI13. Gene Ontology annotation, molecular function: ubiquitin conjugating enzyme binding; zinc ion binding; ubiquitin protein ligase activity. The transcript is spliced from 2 exons. Gene Ontology annotation, biological process: positive regulation of proteasomal ubiquitin-dependent protein catabolic process; protein polyubiquitination; ubiquitin-dependent protein catabolic process. The coding region runs from base 73 to 1428 and encodes 451 amino acids. Gene Ontology annotation, cellular component: cytoplasm; ubiquitin ligase complex. Lineage: Eukaryota; Viridiplantae; Streptophyta; Magnoliopsida; Brassicales; Brassicaceae. The record is from RefSeq and is a predicted model, not a curated record.
CAUUAUACACGUCUCUAUCUGCCUUUAUUAGGUUUAAUCUGUUGACUCGUUCUUUCCUAAGAAAAAUCAAACAUGGAGCACGAUCUACAGAGGGAUUACUCUGUUCUCACUAAAGAUGAUCUCAAGGAGAAGAUGAACAAACAAAUCGAUGAUCUCUCUGAGAUCUUCCUGCUCUCGAAAGCUGAUGCAACCGUACUCCUCACGAAACUCCAGUGGGACUCGCAGCACGUCUCAGAGCGUCUGAGCGAAAACAAGGAGAAAUUUUUGAUGGGAUUAGGGUUUUCGCCAGCUGUGACCGAGUCAAACUAUGGUGAUGCCUUCUUCUCCGUGCAGAAAAACCUAGCUAGGUUAACGUUGGAGGCAAAAGACAUGUACGAGGAGUACGUUCUCAGGUCUUACCUAGAAGAAAACAAGUGUUCGGUGAUCAAACAGUGUCCUUCUCCGGGUUGCAGUUACUUCAUCGAGUUUCACCGAGACACUGACGUUGAAGAGUAUGGUCUAAACGUCGUGUGUCUCUGUGGUCAUACCUUCUGUGGGAGAUGCAGCCUUGAGUCACACAGGCCUGUGACCUGCAACAUCGCUUCUGAUUGGUUGAGAGACUUAGAGAAGUUAUCAGAGCUGUCACGAAAGUCACUGACGCUUUCUUGGAUCGAAAGCAACACCAAGCGUUGCCCUCAUUGCCAAACUUCUAUAGAGAUUAGUACUCAUUCACGAGCUUUUCGGUUUGUGGGUUGUCUCUACUGCAGUGGUCGUUUCUGUUGGGAGUGUAUGCAGCCAGCGGAGUCCCAUAGAACGCAAGGAGCCUAUGCAGACUGUGUUGUACCCUAUCUACCACCACUCGUUAACGGACCAGCAGCGCUUGUUACGUGUGUGGAACGAUGGGAGGCGAGUGAGAUUGCACUGGUGGAAGCCAAGUCGGAGCUAGAAUCUUUAGAUGAAUCCCAAUUCAGUAGCCAAGAGUACAUUAGGAUCAUUAGAGAAGGCUUGAUGCUGAUUGUUCAGUGCAGACAGUUCCUUAAAUGGAGCUGUGCGUACGACCACAUCCACAACGAGUACCAGGCUUCCAAGAGGGAGUACUUGCGUUUCCUGCAAGACUGUGCGAACACGCUCGUGCAGAGCUACUCGGAGACUUUGAAGGAGGAGGCAGUGAAAGCCUUCUCUGCGACUACUUAUGAAGAAACCGUUAUCUCCAGGGGUAAAGUUUGCAACGCGACGAGCAACAUUGGUAACUACUUCUUUCACUUCACCAAGACGUUGCAAGGUGGUAUAGAUGACGUGAAGGUGAAGUCUUAUGACAACUUCGGUGGUCCUUACUGGCUGUGUGAUCGCUGCACCUGUGGGAACACUUGGCUUGAUAUGACGUGUAAGAUGUGCUGUGCUAAAGCCACUCCUGUUGAGAAGAAGCUGAGAGAUUUAUCUCUUGACUAAGUUUUCUUUAAGAGGAAAACAAAUGAUUUGGCUUUGAAGUUUUUUUUUUUUUUUUUAUUUAUUCCAUGUUACUUUGUUUUGAAACUUAACAGCACCUUGACGUUAAUAAAAAGUGGUUUUGCAUCA